Messenger RNA from Temnothorax curvispinosus, 817 nucleotides. RefSeq lists its product as uncharacterized. The annotation marks the transcript as partial. The transcript is spliced from 5 exons. The record is from RefSeq and is a predicted model, not a curated record. NCBI's taxonomy places the organism in Eukaryota, Metazoa, Arthropoda, Insecta, Hymenoptera, Formicidae. Gene Ontology annotation, molecular function: protein binding.
UGUUAUUCGAGUUGCCGCCGUCAAUCGUUCGAGUUGCUCGCUCCUUUUCGCUUGCGCUUAAUAUUUUCUUAAGCACUGAAUAUACGGCGAUUCUUCCGUGUUUACACUAAUCACAUCAUUCUCAGUCGCCUUCGUUGAGCCACCGAGUCAGUCUCGAACAGACUAAAUAAAACUAUUCAGAUUCACCGCGAGAUAAAAUGGAUAACGAGAAUCUAAGCUGCGCCUACGACGGCGAAGAAAAUGCACAACUGUCGCCACUGCAGUGUCUCCCGGUGGAGAUAUUCCUGCAUAUUUGUUCCUUUCUAGAUGGGUCGACGUUGGUACACGGUUUGAGCUUAGUGUGCAAACAAUUCUACCAGACUUUAAAAGAUGCAAACUCAUUGUGGAAAGCACGAAUUAACCAUAUAUGGCCAGAUGCUAGCUACCCGCUUUUGCCUCCCGCGACACCCGACGAACUGUGUUGGAUGUUGUCAUACGUUACAAUCAAACAAGAAACAGCACUGUGGAAACAGCAAAAGAAUAGAUUGUUCAUGAAGAAAUCACAUAAUUCCUUUCAAGAUGCUGUGUCACUGAUGCAUGUAAAUGGAAUCUCUCAUGUAGUUUAUACGUCAAACAGACACUUACUUUACAAGGAAAUUCCCUCACGCAAGAAAUUAUCUCAUGAAAUCGAGAAUUCCGGCCGCAUAUGCGCACAUAGCGCAGGUAUCAAGGAUAUAACGGCGAUAGACAACACGAUGUACAGCUGCAGCUUGGAUCCGAAUGUCAAGUCGUGGAUGCUCACUAACACCGGUCUUGUCCAUCAGAGAACUUACGAUUU